This is a messenger RNA of Nezara viridula (southern green stink bug), 1872 nucleotides long. Lineage: Eukaryota; Metazoa; Arthropoda; Insecta; Hemiptera; Pentatomidae. The record is from the annotation of a GenBank genome assembly.
GUCCGCAGGCAUCGCCCGUGCGAGAUGUGAUCCUGCGAUGACAGCAAUCCUCUUCGCUUCGUUCUUCCUCAUCGUAACCUUCCUCCCUCACGUCCUAGGAUUAUCCGACAUACCAUAUUUUCAGAAGAUGAACGUGAGCCAAGAGGAAUACACGAAGACGUUCAAUGUUUACGUAAAGAGAAUGAGAGAGAAAGACUAUUCCAGUUCCUAUGAAAAAAACUAUUUCCUCACCUUCACACAUUCCGGUGACUCUGAUGUAUUCAUACAUUCCACGAGGCAACUGGACUUCCGGAUGCGAAUAGGCAGCCGAGCGAAAGUCGAGCGAGCGACCCUAAGGUUUUUGGUGUCAGGAGGGGAAUGCUCACAUCUUCAAUUUUACCAGCUACGGGGAGCAAAGAAGAUUCAUCUAGAAACUAUUAGGCCACAUCAAGAGCUGUUACCGCAGUGGACAAGCAUCGAAGUAAUACCAGACCACAAUCGGAUAAACAUAUUGAUAGAUGCACCGAAAUGUCGGAUCUUUAGUCCUGCAGUUCAUGUCCUUCUUAAAAGGGGGCCAAAAAGAACUCCUCGUGCUGCACACCAAAGGACUGACUGUUCAACAAACAUUUACUAUUCUUCAGCUAAAAAACAACGUUGUUGUCGUCACAAAAUGGAAGUUGUGUUCAAGGAAUUGCCUGGGUAUGAAUUCAUUGUCCAACCUUAUAGGUUUGAUGCAGGUUACUGCAAAGGUGGUUGCCCUUACAGGUACAAUCCUGCUAACCACCAUGCUAGUCUCCAAAGCCUUAUAUGGAGACAGAAAAAAGGAGGAGCGCCUAAACCUUGUUGUGCUCCAAGCAAGUUAGAACAGUUAGAAAUUAUUCAUAUUGAUGAAGAUGAUCCAAACAAACUUAAAAUGACAACAUGGAGUGAUAUGAAAGUUUUAGAAUGUGCCUGUUUUUAAUGUUCCUCAUGAAAUAUUUAAGAUGAGAGGAGGUUUUUACCAAAUAAUAUUUAUUUAUUUAUUUAUUUAUUUGUAUAUAAAUGUUCGGUUUAUCAGAGGUUGCACCAUGUUCAUUGAGUGCCUAUCUUUAAGUAAAGAUUGUUGUAAAUUAGUUGUUUUCAACAUACAAGGCCAAAAACAUUUGCAAUGAUUAAAAAUUCCUUUAUAGCUAGCUACAUUGUGAAUGUAUAUGUUAUUUAUAUGUAAUUUGGAUUAUUAAUGUUAUUAUUAAGUUGGAGUGAAUGUGUUUGUGUGUCUGUAUAUAUGUUACCAUAGUUUAGUCCGAUAAUAAACUAAACACUUUUCGUUCAGAAGCUUUCCAUUUGAAAUGUUCACCAAAUGGGAUUUUAGACAAUUUUUUCUUCAGAUUGAUUAGGUUGAUAGCAGGGCUAUUAAUUUUUAGAUUAGUGAGAAUUUUUAUAAUUAUUUUACAUUUCUGAACCAUUUAUAAACAUUGUUGAUGACCCUAAUGUUUUAAGGACUAAAAAAGUUUAUUAUUAUGUCUUUUAUUUUUUGAUUAGUUUGACAUUAAACAACUUUUAAAAAACUUAUGUUGAAUAUUUAGUGAUUUAUUUGAUCUGAUUUUGGUUUAUUUAUCAAGUUUUCUCUAGUUCCAGAAGUGUUCUCCAGAAUGGUUCAAAAUAAUCAGUAACAACCAGAAAAAUAUUACACUAUCUCCAUUUGUAUAUUUUAAGAAACACUUAUUUUUGAUUUGUCAUUAUUAAUAAGUUCUGAUUUAUAGUAGAACUUGGAUCUAAUUUUAUUAUUAUUACAUGUUGAGGAUCAAAAAAUGCAUAUGUGUUUUAUGAAAUUACUUCAGUAAAUUAAGAACUUCAUUGUUGAUUAUAGUCCUGGAUAAUUGAAUAUAAAUACUCAUUUAACGAUAACUACCU